Molecule: messenger RNA, 667 nt
Organism: Phragmites australis (common reed)
Lineage: Eukaryota; Viridiplantae; Streptophyta; Magnoliopsida; Poales; Poaceae
Product: sm-like protein LSM3B
Exons: 3
Coding region: 147-443 (98 amino acids)
Biological process (GO): P-body assembly; mRNA splicing, via spliceosome
Cellular component (GO): Lsm1-7-Pat1 complex; P-body; precatalytic spliceosome
Molecular function (GO): RNA binding
Source: RefSeq, a predicted model, not a curated record
GCAACCCUUCUAAAAAAAACGCGAAGCGCAUCUGGAGCCGAAGCCAGCGCGUGCUUGCGAGUUGCUGCGACCGGUGCUUUUGGUUGGCUGGGUAGCUAGGGCUCAGAGAUUUUUGGUCGCGGCGCGGCAGGAGGAGAGGCGGCGGCAUGGCGGCGGCGGAGGAGGAGAUAGCGGUGAAGGAGCCGCUGGAUCUGAUACGGCUCAGCCUCGACGAGCGCAUCUACGUCAAGCUCCGAUCCGACCGCGAGCUCCGCGGCAAGCUCCAUGCAUACGAUCAACACUUGAACAUGAUACUUGGGGAUGUUGAGGAGGUCGUGACAACUGUUGAGAUAGAUGAUGAAACAUAUGAAGAAAUUGUGCGCACCACUAAACGCACUAUCCCCUUCCUUUUUGUCCGAGGUGAUGGUGUCAUAUUGGUUUCCCCACCCCUGCGAACUGCGUGAAGUUUGAAGUGCGAUCCUGCUGAUUGUAACCGGUCAAUUGCCGGCGUGGAGUGCACCGUUACUGUUUUCUGAUGGAUUGAUAGGUUUAGCUUCCAUUAUCUAAAAAAUACAAUCGUGUAACGCUUGUGUUUGAAUUCUCUGUCGAAUUAAUCUCGUGGCUGUUCUCAGCUAACUCAACUCGCUUGCCAAAGCAUGCUCGGUGCAAAGAUUGGUGGUCUGUAUCA